Molecule: messenger RNA, 1873 nt
Organism: Trematomus bernacchii (emerald rockcod)
Lineage: Eukaryota; Metazoa; Chordata; Actinopteri; Perciformes; Nototheniidae
Product: arpin-like
Exons: 6
Coding region: 110-790 (226 amino acids)
Biological process (GO): negative regulation of actin nucleation
Source: RefSeq, a predicted model, not a curated record
AACUGAGCGCACCUCUCUCACGCGGCUACAUGCAGGAACAGGAAAUGAGGAGGAAACAGGAACAAUCUGACAGAACUGACGGGAAAAGUUACAGAACAGUUUGUGAAAGAUGAGCCGGAUUUAUCACAACACGUCCUUACAGAACAAACCGGUGCACAAUGAGACGGUGGAGCGCGCGUGGGCUCCGUCCUCCUAUCACAGUGGCCCGGGGGUUCUUCUAGAAGGAAAGCUGCUGGAUGUUUCCAGACAUGCGAUCACUGAUUGCAACAAUCAAAAGGCCCGUUUCUAUGUGCUGUACAUCAGGCCCAGCCGCGUCCACCAGAGGAAGUUCGAUGCCAGCGGGAAGGAGGUGGAGCCGAACUUCAGCGACACCAAGAAGGUCAACACUGGCUUCCUCAUGUCCUCCUACAAGGUGGAAGCUAAAGGCGAGUCGGACCGUCUCUCUGAGGAUCAGCUGUCAGCGACGGUGAACAAAUCUGAGCUGCUGAAGAUUACCGACAAACACCGCCCCGACGGGACCUGGGCCUUCUGGUACCCCGAGGCAGAGAUGGAGCAAACCGAACUGGAGACGGGACAGGAAGUACGGCUGAAGACCAGAGGAAACAGUCCUUUCAUAUUCUCCUUAGCCGAGGUGGACGGUGGCACGGUGACCAAGUGUAACUUCGCUGGAGAUGAGAAGGCCGGAGCAUCGUGGACGGAGAAGAUCUUGGCCAACAAAACGGAGGGAGCCAGCUCCCAGAUGCCCGGGGGAGAGGGAGAGGGAGCGGAGGAGGACGAGUGGGAGGAGUGAGGAGAGUCUCUGGCCCUGCUGCAUGCUGAACUUCUUCAGCUUGGAUCACCCCCGUCCCUCUGCCUUCGGAGUGGACGACUUUUCUCCUAACCUCUCACACAUGUGGCCUUGGGCUGGAAGUCACGUGACACUGGGACUCUCUCAGCUGUUAGCUCUCGUGAACACUCUGUACUUUAGAUCCCCAUUGUUAUGACUGGAACUUUUCAAUCUUUCUUGGCUCAUUCUUCUAUUUUUGCCAGUUUAGGUCCAAGUUGAAUCCAGAGUGCAUCCAGAAGCCUGGAUUAAGGUCUGUGGUUAACACAAUCGUACGAAAUGUUUCAUGUUUUGUUCUACAACAUAAAAUAAGUCAGCAAAAACUCCACUCGUGAAUGUCUGAAGCUGCCAUGUGUGUAAAAAAGGCAGUUGCUAACAAGUGGCUAAAUGAGACUGCUAAACGUCGUCUCGCCGACACAAGUCCGCAGCCAUGUGACCGGGAUCUAGUUCCUUUAUAUCAUUACGUUAACUUUGUACUGCUGCCGAUCGCAUUUACUUAAAACGCUGUGUUGUGUUAAUAUGUUAUCCUGUUGAACAAAACGUGAUAAGUAACAUUUACGUGUGUUUGACACAAAAUGUAUUUUUUCUGCAAUAUUCUGAAAUCCAAUUGCUUUUUGUUGUGAUAGCCCUUGCGAUGCUAAUUUCCAGUCCGACCUACACAAAUACGUCAUCACUGCACCGCUCUGACAUACCCAAAUAUCUAACUUCAUCACUAUGUUGGUACCUCAGUAUGGUCAUUUUAAGUCUUGUCUACAGUUUGGAACAUUUGACUCUAAAGUAAAAUAUCCAUAGUUCUAUCUUCAGAGACUGUCAUUCUGUCUGUCUGUGUUUCACAUACUGUGUAAUGUAUUGAAAGGGGACCACUAUUAAUUGUUUCAGGGGUGCAUGGCAUUCUGGGUAAAGCUCUCUCUUUGUUGCUCGCUACUAUAUUAACUGAUAUAACGCCAAAUAUUCAUCGUUUGAAUUCAUGCACAAAUACUCUACAUGUGUUCAGUCGAGAGACAUUGUAAUCAGCUGUUUUUAUUUUUUAAAUAAACAGGCUAAAAACAA